AGAAGAAACUCCAGGCCGCAGGAGGUAGUUGGGUCGACGAGCUCCCCAACAUCCUGUGGUGCUACAGAACCACGCCGAGGAGGGCGACAGGUGAAACGCCUUUCGCCCUAUGCUACGGCUUUGAGGCAAAGGCGCCCACGGAAGUUGCCAUCUCCAGCCGACGGGUGGAACAAUACGAGCCUGACGCCAACAAAGAAAACAUGAAGAUUGACCUACACUUGGUCGAUGAGAGGCGUGAGCAAGCUUACGUCCGAGCAGAGAACUACCGGCGUCAAGUAAAAUCAUACUAUGACGCCAAGGUACGUUCCCGGUAAAUUUCAGGUGGGGGACGAGCAGUUUUGGAGAGAAGAGCAGUUUUGGCCGCUUCACGAGUAUCUAGACGCUCUAAUAUCCUGUGCUUUACAUCUUCUGGCAGGUGACUUAUUAGAUCCGACGUAGGUGUUCUUCGAAGAGAAGGAUGGGUAGCCAUUAGAUCGAAAAUAGCUUGUAAAGAUGCAGAGUUACAAAUUCAUCAGGUGAGAACUCGAGCUGCGGCAAAACUAGCGUCAUGAGGCAUCGAUUUAGCACAUUUAUUUACUUUCAGAGGAAGGCGGAAAAAUUAAUACUCUCUCAAUUGCUGCUGCUGCUCCUAAAUGACCAAUUCCGGGCUGCUCCGGAUGGUUUUAGUCUUUGACUUCCAGGACUAGCGGCGGCUAAUGGCUGUGAAAAAAAUUAAAGGGCUAUCGGGCCAAAGAAGGCCCAAUGACCAGCAGCCUGCAGCCGAAAUCCAAUGGUCUUUUAUGUUCCAGUCUCGAGUCUUCAACUCUUCGUCCCUGCGCCUUCCGCCCCUGCGCCUUGCGCAAGCAGUGAAGCAACCAAGCACAAAAAGUAGCAUCGCCACACCGGACCGUCAUCUUCCAGCUCGCCGACCGCCGUUCUUUCGCCGCCCGCCCCUGUGACAGUGUG
Molecule: messenger RNA, 945 nt
Organism: Cuscuta europaea
Lineage: Eukaryota; Viridiplantae; Streptophyta; Magnoliopsida; Solanales; Convolvulaceae
Source: the annotation of a GenBank genome assembly